GAUCAAUGACAUUUCCGGUAAACUGAAAAAUAAACAUUGCAGUUGUCAAAAUUUUCUGUUUACAUUCAUUUACACAAUGUUACAAAUAACUAAUGAACUACUGUAAGUAAUUUAUAAGAUUGUAUACCAAAUAGAAGAAAAUAGAGAUAUUCUGUAAGAAAUAGUUGGGAGCUCUGCUCAAUCUAUCCCUUUCUUUAUUAAUUCCAAGCCCUUCUUGAGUACAUCAUUAUUACAUUUAAUAAUCGCAUCGUUAAAAAUCAUGGAAGAGACCAGUCACAAGAAAGCUAUGACUCCAGCUGAGAGAAAACGCCUUCAACGACAGCGCCAAAAAGCAAAAGAUCCAGACUUUCAGAAAAAGGAAAACGAACGAUUGCGCUUGUUAAGGAAUGGAAACAGAGCCAUGAUGAGCCCAUCUGAGCUGCAGGAACAAAGGAAAAAAGAUCGGGUUAGGCAGCAUGCUUGCAGAGACAAAAAGAAACGUGUGGCUAUUGAGAAGAAGGAAGCAUCAACACCAAAAUCAAAAGUAAAGGGAUAUGGCACACUACACUCAAAUGGUUGUAGUUAGUGACAUUUUCUUGUCCAUGAGCUUUUCAGGAUAUCGGACAACAUCAGAGUUAAGUAAUUUUUAACUUCAGAGGCAUCUUCAACAGCUAUCAUCUUUUAUUGACUAAAGGACAUUAUACAGAACAGGCUCAACCUUGUUUUCAUAUAUCUAUGGUGAAUUACACUGAAAUAUUUUAUUCUGAACUUGGAUUAACAGCAACAUUUCACUUCUUCACUGUCUUGGAAUAUAUAUAUAUAUAUAUAUAGAGGUUGAUUUUGUACCCAAAUUAAAUUUGGACACCUUUACAAAGGUGUUUUCUGCAUAUGCAACCAAUGACAAAGAUUGCAGUUGAUGGAAAGAAGACUGAAGGUAUAUUUGUUAGGGAAAAUACUCAUGAUGUGAGAAAAAAAAAAAAAAAAAAUUUAAUGAACUGAUUUUUCUUUUUCUGAAGAGAUGCCAAAAAUAAUGGGAAAAUCAUCAUACCACUGUGAUAUCUGUAAAAAGCCAUUCUCUCAAGAAGUUAAUCUCAUUACUCACAAAUGUAUUUGUGCUGAAGUAAAACCAUAUCACUGUAAUAUUUGUGGUAAAGCAUUCACUGGAAGGAGUGAUUUAACUAAACACAAAUGCAUUAACACAAAUGAGAAACCACAUCAAUGUGAUAUCUGUGGUAAAGCGUUCUCUUAUGAAAGUUCUUUAACUAUACACAAAUACAGUCAUACAGGAGAGAAGCCACAUCAUUGUGAUAUCUGUGGUAAAUCAUUCUCUCAAAAAGGUAAUCUCACCAUCCACAAGCGUAUCCAUACAGGAGAGAAGCCAUAUCACUGUGAUAUCUGUGGCAAAGCAUUCCCUGCAAGUGGUGACCUGACUAAACACAAAUAUAUUCACACAGUGAGUAUUUUGCUGUGGAUACCUUUAAGCUUUGGGUGUGUUGAAGAAGCCAUGAAGAAAUAUCUCACUUGUCUUACUCGGACUAAUAUUACUCAAAAUAUCAUGACAUCCAACUUGACUGCAGAACACAUCGAAGCUAUGUGCAGGGAGAAAAAAACACUGUUUCAGUGUAUGAGUAAAGUAACCGAGUGUUCAACGUAUACACGAGAGAUGCUUCUCACAGGAAUCGACAUUAAUUCAAUGCGUCAGGCUUAUGAUAAAUUGUGCCAACGGAAGGACGAAUUCACCCGUGAUCUUCCUUGCCUAGAAAAAUAUUCCAGCGCCAUGGAUAAGUCUUUUGCCGCAGUGGUUGAAGAACGCAGCGAUUUAAGACAGAAAUUAUCCUACUCCGACAUCACAUUUGACGAAUACUUCGAGAAAUAUUGCCCAAUGUGGAAGAAAGUAAUUGACAAUUUGCCUGAAGUUAUCGGAUGUCCACAGACGUUCGUUGAACUUUUACAAGACUACUUCUAUUCAAUGAUGCCGGAAAAGUGUAAAGCGAUUACAGAGCAAUAUCGACCUGAAGACAAUGGUUCCUCCAAUGUCAUCUUUAAGGGAGGACAAACGUACUUUAGCUUCAUAUUAUUUCUUAUCUUCGUCUUUGCUACUGAAUAAAAACUGACCCUAGUUAACGACUCAA
This is a messenger RNA of Octopus bimaculoides (California two-spot octopus), 2111 nucleotides long. RefSeq lists its product as uncharacterized. Gene Ontology annotation, cellular component: nucleus. Gene Ontology annotation, biological process: regulation of gene expression. The record is from RefSeq and is a predicted model, not a curated record. Lineage: Eukaryota; Metazoa; Mollusca; Cephalopoda; Octopoda; Octopodidae.